AUGGUAAACAAGGUCGUUGAUGAGAUCCAGCGGUUGGUGAGUGCAGUAAUUCUGACUUCGUUUAUGACGGGGUUAUUCGUGUUGUCACUAUGGAAAAAUUACGUGACAGUCCAUUUCCAACACAAGAACGAUCCAAGAGAUACCAGAAGUUCAAGAACAAAGAUUCAGCCAAACGACAAGAAGAAGAAACGGUCAGCACGCCACUCCAGGCCCUUGUCUAUAUCCUCUGCGACACCUUUAGAUUUACGAAGGGAUCAGGAGAACAAUAUCGAAUAUGACCGUACUGUGACCAGCAAGCUGUCCAUGACUAGUAACACCUCUUUAUCGGAGGAUGGUGACGGUAAUAAUAGUAUUAAAUUAGAAGCGAAUGUGAGCCAAGCUCCUUAUGCUGCGGAGAAUCCGUUCCAGAAUAUUGCACUUGCCGAGGAUACCAGGCUGAUACCUGAUUUGAAGUACUAUUAUAAAGAGUACGGUAUUGAUAUUGAAGAAUUUGAAGUGGAAACUGACGAUGGUUUUAUCAUUGAUUUAUGGCACUUCAAGUCCAGAUUAAGCGAUAGUGUAGAGGAAGUGAAACGUGAACCUAUUUUGUUAUUGCAUGGUCUUUUACAAAGCUGCGGCGCUUUUGCAUCUUCAGGUAGAAAAUCCUUGGCAUAUUUUCUUUAUGAAUCCGGAUAUGAUAUUUGGUUGGGUAAUAACAGAUGUGGAUUGAAUGCUAAGUGGAACAUGAAAAAACUAGGCAACGAUCACUCCAAGAAAUGGGAUUGGGAUAUGGACCAGAUGGUUCAGUACGAUUUAAAAGCACUUAUAACCUAUGUUUUGGAUACUACCGGAUAUGCUAAAUUAUCUCUCGUGGCGCAUUCACAAGGUACAACGCAAGGAUUCAUGGGACUUGUCAAUGGCGAGAAAUUAUACGCAAGUGAUUUUAAGUUAGUAGAUAAGCUAGAAAAUUUCGUUGCCUUGGCACCUGCAGUUUACCCCGGACCUUUACUGGAUGAAAAAGCAUUCGUAAGGCUAAUGGCAAAAGGUAUUGAUUCUCCGUGGUACUUUGGGAGAAGAUCGUUCAUACCUCUGAUGAUGACAAUGAGGAAGCUGAUGGUUGGUACCAAGAUUUUUUCUUUUCUUUCAUACAUCAUGUUCAACUAUUUAUUUGAUUGGAAUGAUGCUUUAUGGGAUAGAAUUCUAAGAGACCGAAAUUUUUUGUUUUCGCCUGUUCAUAUUUCAGUCAAAUUAAUGCAAUGGUGGUUGUCGCCUCUUCCUAACAAGCUAAGUUUUAAGAAGGGUGCAGACAAAAUUUUUCCCGAUAAGAAAACAUGGUUUCCCAUUGCCAAGAAUGAUGAUGACAGCGGCACUAAUUUGAGUAACGACAACCUACAUUUAAAUUCAAAAAGACAAUGUAGUGAUGAUUUUCCACAUAUCAUAAUGUUUAUUCCAAAGCAGGAUAGAUUAGUGGAUGGUGAACGACUGAUCAAUCAUUUCAUUAAUCAUGAAGCAAAUGCAGUGUACAAAAUCUGGUACAUUGAUGAGUAUUCCCAUCUGGACGUUUUAUGGGCACAUGAUGUUAUUGAUAGAAUUGGAAAGCCAAUGAUAGAAAAUUUGAGAUCUCCUAAUGCAAAGUGA
Molecule: messenger RNA, 1617 nt
Organism: Saccharomyces mikatae IFO 1815
Lineage: Eukaryota; Fungi; Ascomycota; Saccharomycetes; Saccharomycetales; Saccharomycetaceae
Gene: YEH2
Product: sterol esterase
Exons: 1
Coding region: 1-1617 (538 amino acids)
Biological process (GO): lipid metabolic process
Source: RefSeq, a predicted model, not a curated record